This is a messenger RNA of Cryptococcus deneoformans JEC21, 3296 nucleotides long. Its product is annotated as ATPase, putative. Bases 81 to 3137 code for a protein of 1018 amino acids. Gene Ontology annotation, cellular component: MutLalpha complex. The transcript has 14 exons. Lineage: Eukaryota; Fungi; Basidiomycota; Tremellomycetes; Tremellales; Cryptococcaceae. The record is from RefSeq and is a predicted model, not a curated record. Gene Ontology annotation, biological process: mismatch repair. Gene Ontology annotation, molecular function: ATP binding; ATP hydrolysis activity; ATP-dependent DNA damage sensor activity.
GCGAUAUCUUUUCAGACAUUGGCGGAUGAUCAUCGUGCAGUGGUGGAUCUGAUUCUAUAAAACAUAGCUGACCAAGUAGAAUGAUCGGGGGAAUCAAAGCUAUCGACACCUCUUUAAUUCAUCGCAUCCAUUCCGGACAGGUUGUCUUAGAUCUACAAAGUGCCAUCAAGGAGCUCUUGGAGAACAGCUUGGAUGCUGGGGCAACGGCCAUUGAUGUACGAAUCAAAGACAACGGUCUAGAUAGCAUAGAGGUUGUCGACAAUGGCUCGGGCAUAGCGGAGGCUGAUUGGGAAUCUAUUGCCCUGCGACAUCACACGUCAAAAUUGCCGUCUCUAGAAGAUCUACACAAAGUAACUACCUUUGGCUUCAGAGGCGAAGCACUUUCCGCCCUGGCUGCCCUAUGCGACUCAAUUACAGUAGUGACGGCUACCAAGGAGACGGCCCCAAUGGGGGCAGUAAUCAAACUCGGGAAAGAUGGUCGAACGAUUGAGACUUCAGGAAGGGUUGCCCGACCGCGUGGGACAACCGUUACACUAUCAGGUCUCUUUAAUCCUCUUCCUGUAAGGCGAAAGGAGUUUGAACGGAAUGCGAAGAAAGAAGUGUCGAAAGCGCUCGUCCUACUGACCGCAUAUGCCCUCGUACCGGCAAGUGCCUCGGUUCAGGACGCACGAAACGGAGUCCGUUUGAAGGUUGAACUUACUGCAGGGGGAGGACGAGCUUCCAAACGGAGCAUUCACUUGAUGACGGAUGGAAGAGGUCAGCUGCGUUCUUCUGUAGGCGCUGUAUGGGGGCCUUCAGCGUUAGAUAACGUUGAGGAUAUCAAUCUCCGUUUGGAAGUGGAGAUUGACCGAGUCAUGGCUCGUCGCGAAGGAAUCACGGAAAGGAAGCAGACUGUGGAGGUCAAGGGGCUGAUUUCAUCAGCACAAUGGGGCUGUGGAUUUUCAACAUCCUCAAGGCAAUUUUUCUACAUCAAUGGGCGCCCAUGCAAUCUCACAAAAGUGGCUAGAGCGAUCAACGAAGUCUACAAAAGCUUCAACACAAACCAACUACCUCUCGCUAUCCUUGACUUUAAGAUUCCUACUGAGAGUGUGGAUAUCAAUGUUAGCCCUGACAAACGAACAAUUUUCGUGCACAGCGAAGACUGUCUCAUAGAUUCCCUCAAGACAGCUUUGGAGUCAUUCUUUGCACCGUCACGUAAUACAUUCACUGUGGAAGGAGCCAGUCGCACGAUAAAAAGCAUCCGACGUGAUCAUUCACAUCCAUCGCUGAAACAAAGUCAGCGCAGUCAAGCAAUUAAUCAAACACAACAAGAAGACGCAAGUUUGGAGGAGCAAGGGGGUGAACGCCAAGUAGCAAGUGACACGGAGGCAUUCGAUAAUGUAAUAGCUCGGAGACCCCUUUCACGUAGGUGCUCCCAAACUACCGGCAGCAUCCCUUCAUCUCCACACGAGGAGCAAAUGAAAGGAUCCAUAACUUCCGCCGCAACAUUGACUUCUUCCCUUUGUGAACUGAACGAAGCCCGGCUCUCUUCCCCAAGCUCUCAAGCGUCACUUCGGCAGCGGUCCCUGAGCACAUCCAAACCUUCCUUGAAUCCUGCCCAAACAGUCUCCGCCAUCCAAGCGCUCAAUAACUGUGAGGCAGUUAGCAAAGACCGAAUGUCGAAGCUAAGGGAAAAUUCACAAGGCAGCACUAGUCAAAAGGCUACUGCGAAACACGAAAGUGACGACGAAACGCAGAUUUCUGUGGUUGAAGAACAGGAAGUGAUGGAAGAUAUGCCCGAAGAUGCGAAUCAAGAUGAGGGAAGGAACACGGAAAUAGUCAGCCCGAACCAUGAAACCCCGAAGAUAUCUGAAGGUGAGGCAGCCGUAGAGGCUAUCGAGAUCGAGGAUCAGACGAUAGAAACGGCGUCCGGCGUUCAGGAUCAUACUAUAAAACAUUCAACGCAUGCGAACAGACCGAUCCUCGAAAUAGAAAGUUCCACUGAUGAGAAUUUACUCCUUUCCACACGUCAUUCCGCUUCUGCGGUGUGGUGCGGAGUGGACCAACAACUGUCUGAGCAAACAUCGGCUUCUCCUCAACAUAUCCUUUCUGGGAGUGGCCGUGACUUGUCUAUUAGGACUGAUCCUCCACCUGAAAAUCGGAAGAUUGACUUUUCUACCUCGUGUGAUCCGCAGCGGACAUCUGCCUCUUCGUCCUCUUCACCUAUCGUCAAGCCGAGAGUCUCUCAACGUCUUAAACCUGAUAAAGCUUACCGGGAUGAGAUUAUCUCUACGGCUCCACAAGGUGAAGUCAUUAUGCGUUUCGACUUGUCCCGCUUGCGCAAGAGAUUUGCAAAUGCAGGAAAUCGCCAAGCAGGAGCGCAGAGCAAGCGUGUAUCACAGCUUGUAAAACAAGGCGAUUUAGAGGAAGCAGCCGGUAUCAAAAACAAAGACUCGGAACUCGCAGAGGAAACCCUUUCAAGGGUAAUCUCGAAAGCUGACUUUGAGAAGAUGGAAGUCAAGGGGCAGUUUAAUAAGGGAUUCAUCAUAGCAAGGUUACAAUCGACAGAUAACGGAACAGAUGAUCUUUUUAUCAUCGACCAACAUGCUUCAGACGAAAAGUACAACUUUGAAACCUUACAGCAAACAACGAAAAUCAAAGCUCAGGCUCUUAUCAAACCUCGGGCGCUUCAUCUCACGGCUGGCGAUGAAAUUGUUGCUAUGGAAAAUAUUGACAUCCUCAAUGCCAACGGGUUUGAUGUCCAUGUUGAUGAGAGCAAGCCUGCGGGGAAGGGUGAGAGAAUAAGUCUUUUGGCAAUGCCAGUAAGCAAAGAAACCGUAUUUGAUUUUAAAGAUUUAGAACAGCUACUUCACCUGUUGUCUGAUGACUCCCGACCAUCAGGACAGAUGGUCCGUUGCAUGAAAGCCAGGGCAAUGUUUGCCAGUAGGGCUUGCAGGAAAAGCGUCAUGAUCGGAAAAACUUUGACAAAGGGCCAAAUGUCUCAGCUACUACGCAAUAUGGGUACCAUCGAUCAGCCAUGGAAUUGCCCUCACGGUCGUCCCACAAUGAGACAUCUUACCAAAUUGAACCCAGCACCAGAAUCAAGUAAAAUAAAAGGGAGAUUUGACUGGACCAGGUGGAAAGAGGCUCUGGCGUGAGAUAGUAGUGGCUAUUGAUGAUGAGAACAACAGCAUGACUGUUACGUACGGUGUAGUGCUACGGGUCGUAAUCCCGAUAGCGAGGGGAGUCCUCGUGGUUGGGACUAAUCCACCCUUGACGCUACAACGGUCGAUGCACUAGCUAAAAAUUUGUCCACG